Emiliania huxleyi CCMP1516 is the source of this 1185-nucleotide messenger RNA. RefSeq lists its product as hypothetical. The record is from RefSeq and is a predicted model, not a curated record. The transcript has a single exon. Bases 23 to 1063 code for a protein of 346 amino acids. NCBI's taxonomy places the organism in Eukaryota, Haptophyta, Isochrysidales, Noelaerhabdaceae.
CGAAAAAGCAAGCAGCACGUCAAUGAAGCCUUCGCAGCUAGUGCUCGCAACCGUCUGCGCUGCCAUCGCGUGCGCGCGCCUCGUCACGUUCGAGAAUGCGGCCGACCUGACAUUCUUCGGCGGUAUGCCGUGCAGCCUCGACCUCUGGCACGCUGUGCGCGGCGCGCCGUCGCCGUCGCUGCUCAAGCUCCCAUGCGAUCAGAUGGACCGCGCGUUCGACGCGGACCGGCCGAUCCUCUUCGAAGGCUGCAUUCCGGACGGCGUGGGACUUACGGACGUCGGCUACUUCCCCGAAGAGGCCCAGAACCUGUUCGCUCCGUGCAACGGCAAGAUCCAACGCCACUUUGAGUUCGUGGGCGCUGACAACAAGAGCAAGCAGAUAAUCGAGCAGGUUCCGUGUAGCCCGUCGACGCUGCGAGAGAAGAUCGCGUCGUUCGACGGACACGACAUCGACCGCGACGGGAACUACUUCGAGGUGCACACGCGCAUGGCCACGGCGGCGGAGCGGAAACGCCUCGACGAGACGCUUCACGCGACGAUGGCCGUGCCUGAGGCCUUGUCCGUCGAUCGCAUGACGGCACCCGUGGUAACCCAUUUCUUCCACGCGGGACGGACGGCCGUCUACUACCUCCAUGCGCAUAUGGACCGCUUCCUCAGCUUCUGCCUCCAGGAAGAGAAGCGGUGGACGCUCGUGGCGCCCCAGUUUUUCGGCCACUUUGAGCACCGCUGGUCGGGCAACGCGGAGAUGAUGCUCCGCGAGAAAUCCGCUGCGCCGCGCCUCGAGGUCACGCAGCGCCGGGGAGACGUUCUCUUCGUUCCGCCGUGGUGGAUUCACGAGACACGGGUCGCGCCGGGGACGAAGAACUUCGGGAUGAAUCUCCACUGGAUGUCUAGAGGGCAAGUCCUCGGCUACCUCGCGAGCCUCCACAGCGUGCUCGGCAAUCCCGCGUGGUUCUUCUCAGAGCAUGAGGCGCAGUCGCCGCCGAGCCAUCCGCGCGGCGCGGCCGCGGGCCUCGCCGCGGCGCUCGCGGCGAGCUCGCGCAUCACCCCGCUUAAGAGGUAGCUCAGAUGGGCGUGCAAGUAGCAUGUUUGCACGAUACAGAAACUCCUAGGGUUAGGGUUCCUAGGGUUAGGGUUAGGGUUAGCGAUAGGAGAGGCUCUCCAAUUUACAAGCCGCGAAGAAAG